AUGGGAAUUGGUCGUUCGAACCCAACCAACAUUGCCUUCACAACUGCUCUACCACAGGAUGAUCAAAUACUCAACAUUGAAUACUUCGAAUUUAAAUCCAUCUAUUUUCGUGUGCAAGAGCUUGUUAACAAGCAAGUCAACAUCAGCCUCAAGUACGAUCAGCUCAAACUACCGGAAAUUCAUCAUACUAUUAUCAAACCAAUAAGUGAGGAGAUGUUUCAUUUGGCUGACACCAAUGUGAUUUUUCGGAAAUUUACUCGACAUUACAACUUUACUCACAACGAAUUGGCAGUGAAAUACGGUAUGAACAAUACUUUUGAAUCGAUUGAACAAUCGAAACCAAAUAUCUCGUCACAACUUAUAUUCAUCCUUCUUUUGCUUCGACACGAAUACUUGUUGCAGGCUGCGAGAAAUUUAGUUAUGUUCGAGCUAUUGAAGACGAAGGCUACUGUUUGUGAGAUUUUGGCUAUUAGGGCGCUUAGAGAAUUUGACUCGUUGCAUUUGACCAAUCUGCUCUUCUUGACUCCACUCAACUGCAAUCUCUUUCCCUCGAAGCUGAGAGAACUGUUCAAUACCUUGGAGCUCAGUAUAAUCAGCAAAGCCUACAAGUUUCUAUCUCAACCAGUUAUCAUCAAAGUUAUCAAUAGAUUCCACAACGGUGAGCUCAUCUUUAAAAGAGAUCUGUCAGCUGAAAUGACUGAAAAGAAACAGUUGAUUGGUGGAUCCAAGGUUGCAAGCUAUCGAUAUGAGAAGAUCAGCUUCGGGGAAGUAUCUCGUCGGGUGAACGUUGUUCCUAAAUACCAAGCAAUUGUUUUUAACGUUCAGAUGUUUUCUCUCCUAAUUACAUAUUUGUUGAUGAUAUCCGUGGAGCAUACGACGCUACAUCAAGUUGUUCAAAUAUUAUUUUGGCUAAUCGCAAUCAAUUACAAUUUUGAUGUGUGUCUAAAGCUUAGCCAAAUUGAGUUUAGGUAUUUAAGGUUGGUCGUGUGGACCUAUAUCGAUUUGAUUUUACUAUCAAUACUUGAUAUAUGUCUAUGCUUGGAAUUAAUGGGGUCAAAUCAUUUUGGUUAUGUAUUCAGCUUAGUGCCCAUAGUGCUUUUGCCCCGGUUAAUGCUGAUUUUCAACAAUUACAAAUUUUUCAAUCUAUUGGUGAUUUCCUCUGAGCGUAUGGCGAUGAGUCUUAUAGGUCUUGUGUGCGUCUUUUUCACAAUGAUACUGGGGUUUUACUUUUCAUUCAUUGCUCUUUCAUACUCGCAAUCUGGACUGGAGAUUCUUUUCAAUAUGGUGAAAGUCUUUUUUGGAUUCACGCCCUCCGUAUGGGACAAUUGGGAUGAUUACAAUGCGCUAGGCAAAGUGAUUUUGAUGGCUUACCUAUUCCUAAUUGAGUUCAUCAUCAGUUCUAUUUUGGCUAUUUUGUUAUCGGGGGUGUUUGCGAAAGUCCAUCAAAAGAAUGACGAAGAGUUUCAUUUGAUGCAAGCCGUUUAUCUAGCACUUGCAAUCAAUCAGGGGAGGUUGAACCAAAAGCAACUUUUCUGGGGUAAGUCAACAUGGGCGUAUCCUUGGAAACUCGCUUCAAAUUUUGUCCUGUCUGCAAAUGCUUAUCUUAGACUUCCAAUUGUGGUAGCCAUAUACGUUUACGAGAUUAUCCAAACGACUCCUGCGACUACAGACAAAAAUUUCACCUUUCUCGAAAAGGAACUCGAUAUGUUCGGAGAGGAAGAUACUAGACAUUUGCUGCGAUUCACCACUUUCAGUGAGAAUUAUGAUGAUGAUUUGUCAGUGACAAAACUGAGAGUGAACAUAGCUUUCAAAAGACGCCGUAGCACAUUGGAGAGAAAUAGAGGCCCCACCCUUGCAAAUAAGACGUUUUUUGGAAGCUUGCAAAUGUCGAACUCUCAAUUGAAAACGGUUCAGCUGGUACUGACGUUCGGCGCUGCUAAUAUUCGCACUGCGUCCACUGAUCUGACAUUCAUAGACGAGCUCUUGAGAAAGAAGUAUCACAAAGACGAAGACUUGAAAUGGGACGAAUUGAAACUAAGCCAUUCCAAAGAGACGUCCCCCGUAUGCUCCUCGAAUGAGCGAAUUAUCGAGAAGUUGAUACAGGUGGAGCAAUUGAUUAAUCGAUUGGUUGGUGAUCAGUACAAAGACGUCUCUAAUCUGGUUAUAGAAUACUCAGUAUUCGACCCGGAUGAAACGUUUGAACAAUCCAGCGUAUAUGACGCCGAAGAAGCGUGUUGA
This is a messenger RNA of Diutina rugosa, 2238 nucleotides long. RefSeq names its product Fgr29p (gene FGR29). The transcript has a single exon. The record is from RefSeq and is a predicted model, not a curated record. NCBI's taxonomy places the organism in Eukaryota, Fungi, Ascomycota, Pichiomycetes, Serinales, Debaryomycetaceae. Bases 1 to 2238 code for a protein of 745 amino acids.